This is a messenger RNA of Microbotryum saponariae, 3414 nucleotides long. The record is from the annotation of a GenBank genome assembly. Lineage: Eukaryota; Fungi; Basidiomycota; Microbotryomycetes; Microbotryales; Microbotryaceae.
AUGGGAACGAUGGCGGAGGAUGCUCCAACCUCGACCGCCACCACUACCAGCCCAGAGCACUCGGCUGCGACACCGCAAGCCGCAGCAGCUCCGGUCGUGUCGACGGAUCCACCGGUGGCGAGUGUUCCUUCGGCUGCGAUAGAAAGACCAGCAGCCACUACUUCACCUCUCAGGCAGUCAACGCAGUCAGGAGCUGGCUUGCCUCGACCACCCGCUCAGGCCUCCUCCCCACCUCGGCCUUGGGCAACCUCGCCCUCUCCUCCUGCCGGCGACAAUGCGGUCCUUGUCCCACGGCAGGGCGAUCGACCGAAACCACAAGAGCACGAUAUUGUCUUAGUUGACAAUGUCAACCACAGCUCAAACACCGGUCACGACACAUCACUCCAGCUCGACCCCAACCUUUCGUCGGCGGGCUCGUCAUCAAACAAACUCACCCGAUGGCUCUCGCGCGGAUCGACCGAAUCCUCCACCUCGUCCAGCAGCAUCAAGAACGCACGUAGGAUUACAAGAAGAGCAAGUGCGACCCACCCCACCUCGUCGACCCAAGAUCCUCGCGCCGCUCUGGUCCACCCAACCAUUUCCAUUUCUUCCUCGAGUUCGGCUCACUCCCCCUCCUCGUCGCGGUCCGCAUCACCCAUUCAAACGCUAAGAAGCUCGCUCUCGUCUGAAAAGGAUAAAGAGUCCAAGAUCUCGGCCACUUCGAGGGCGCUCAGCUCCUUGUCGUUCAAGAACGUGCGCAACAAGGGCAAAGGGUCUGCUGCGAGCGCUCAUGAUGGCGAGCUCGAAGAUUGGGCCGAAACCAGUUUCGAUGAUGGAGCUACUUCGCCCUUUGAUGCGCGCCUGCAGGCUGCGCCGAGAUUGACAACCAGUAAGCCCUCGGUCGAUGCACCGCCACCACCCAAAAAUGGCGUGGGGAGAUUCAGCUUGCGCAAGACUCGAUCCAAGCUCUUCGGGCGACCCGAGGCGCAAGACGAGCGCGAGUUUUCGAUCCCGGAGGAACUCGUCGCUUCUUCUCCUACUCGUCGCGUAAAUAAGGCCUCGACAGCAUCAAACCUGGGUAUGGUGCGGAAGAAAUCCGCGACGUGGUCUACCGAGUCGCUGAGCCGAAGUCAGGAACUCGAAGCCUGUCUCGACCCUGAUUUCAACCCUCGAGCGAGCGAUUCGUUCGCACCUUCAGCUUCCUCGGAGGUUCAAUCCUCGGUCGGUGGACGUAUAGGCGGUUGGUUCAACAGUAUCAUCAACAAUGAGACGUUGACUUCCACCUCGCCUGCCGGGAACGACCCGCCUUCCCCGAUGGUGACGUCCCGGGCUUUACCUCCGCUUUCGAAAUCAACUUCACCGGGGUCAGCCUCGUCGAGUCCGUCGCGAGCAUCACCGCCGAAGCGAGGGAGUGCGACGGCUUUGAACACUAACCGUAGUGGUGGACGAUCGCUGGGACCCUUUGAUCGAUUCUUGGACAAGACGGCGCAAUUCCUCUUUGACUCGGAUAGUCACGCCGAUAAAUGCGAGGACGAGAUUUGGGUCCUCGGUGUCUGUCACCAGGCGGCCAAAAGCGAAGAAUCAUCCAUCAACGAGGGUGGCAAGACGAGUCCUCGACCGAGUCGACCUUCCGAGGAGGCUGUCGACAGCGAAGCCGUCAACCUUGCGCCCUCGUCCUCCACGACCUCGGGCUGGCCCUCGACAUUCUACCACGACUUUUAUUCCCGCAUGGCCCUGACGUACCGAUCAGGCUUCCCUCCGAUCCCAUGCGCGUCUCCGGGUAACGCCGGUGGUGGAGGGUUUUUCAACUCGUUGAGCAUGAGCAUCGGGAGGGGUGCGAAUGGGAGAACGGCGGAUGGGCUAUCGAGCGAUACGGGUUGGGGUUGCAUGCUUAGGACGGGUCAGAGUUUGCUGGCGAAUGCUCUGAUGGCUGUUCAUUUGGGUCGAGGUGAGCUACCAGAGAGACCGUGGGAAAAGGAAUAUAAGACUUGUGCUGAUACUUCUCUGUCCUGGACAGACUGGCGACGACCCCUCCCAACACUAGGUCUGCCUUCCCCGACGACGCCUUCGCAGACCCACGCCUCGACAUCGGCCCCGGCAGUCAACUUGCCCCCCUCGUUCGCGACGUAUGCUCGCAUCCUUUCGCUCUUCAUCGACGAUCCUUCACCUUUAGCUCCGUUCUCCGUCCAUCGCUUCGCUUUGACGGGCAAACAGCUUGGGAAGGAAGUGGGCGAGUGGUUCGGCCCUUCUACGGCGAUGGGGGCGAUUAAAUCCCUCGUGCAUGACUUCCCUCCCGCUGGACUGAGCGUCGUAGGCGUCAAUGACGGGACUGUCUAUCGAUCCGAAGUUGAGGCCGCUUCGUCGAUGCCAAGCUCGACGCCAACGUCCGAGAUCACGACACCGGAGAAGCCGUGGCAGCGACCUGUUCUCGUCCUCCUAGGUCUGAGGCUAGGAAUCGAAGGCGUGAACCCCGUCUACCACGAAGCGAUCAAAGCCAUAUUCCGCUUCCCCCAAUCCGUCGGCAUCGCGGGGGGUAGACCUUCGUCGUCUUAUUACUUUGUUGGGGCGCAGGCGAAUUCGUUGAUUUAUAUCGACCCGCAUCAUCCGAAACCUUCAAUACCGCUGCGCCAUCCACCGCCGGAACUGUUUGGGCCGGCUCAGUCCAUCCCCAUCUCAUCCUCUGCGCCAUUGCCCACGACCCCCACCACAGUGGACGCAGAAUCAUUUGUCUCCGUCCAUCCUCCCACUCUAGCCAGACCAGACCCUCAAGCCGCGUCCCUCUCAACGUACUUCCUCACCGCCUACCCCGACCCUUCCCUCUCAACGUACCACUGCGACAAAGUACGCAAGAUGGCCAUCACUUCCCUUGACCCCAGCAUGUUGGUCGGGUUUUUGAUUAAAGACGAAAAGGAUUGGGACGAUUUCGUACAACGGACGCAAGGGUUGACGAGGGAGAACAAGCCGAUUUUCUCGAUUGCUGAUUCGCCGCCUGCUUGGAUGAGGAAGUCGAUGGGUGGGGGGAGUACGCUUUCGAGGGAGGAGAAAAAGGAGGGGAGCAGACAGGGGAAGGGGAAGGGCUCGAAGGAGUCGACGGAAGAUGUGGAGGUGCUUUCGGCGGAUGAGUUUAGUGAACCGGAUGAUUGGGAUAUCGAGUCCGACGAAGGGACCGGAUCCGGUCCGGCGGUGCAAGAGAACGAGGUCGAGACGAGGGACGGCGCACCUACACCACCGUCGCUCGGCUCGGAUCCUCAAGAAUCUACGGACGAUUGGAUCAAAGAAGAGAGUACAGACGAGGCUGUAGCCGAAGCUCGAGUCAUCCCCGCCGUUGAAGAAGAGACUUGGUCGGACGCAUCUCUGUCGAAGGCAGGGGGUGAGGAACAAUCCAUCGGCGAAGGUGUGGAGGGAGGUCAGGAUGAUGGCGUCCUCAUUGGUUAG